GGUGGAGAGCUCGUCCCGGGUGUGUUUGAGGGAGUUCGGGAGGUCCCGGUACCGGCAGUCACGGUGCCGGGCGGUGCUGCCCGGCAGAAAGAUGGCGGCCGUGCCCGGCACAAAGAUGGCGGCCGCAGCCGUGCAGCGGAGGGUAUUGCCCGGCACAAAGAUGGCGGCCAGGGCGGCGCUCUGGCUUCGCGUUUUCGCGGGGAGCGCGACUCUGACGUCAUCCCUCUGCGACGCCCUGGGGCCGCGUGGAUCAUGGAGGGGGGAAACGGGGCGACCCCGGGACCGGGAGCGACCCCCGAGGGGCCCAGCGGGGCCGCCUCGGCUCGGCGGCGGCGGAAAGGCGGCAAGAAGCGGCAGGAGGCGGUGGCAGCCAUCCCGCGGGGCAAGCCCAAGUCGGGGCGUGUGUGGAAGGAUCCCGGGAAGAAGAGGUUCUCCCACAUGAUCCAGGACAAGGCGCUGCGCAGCUCCUGGGCACGGAAAAUGAAGGAGAGGCAGGAGAAGAAGCUGGUCCGGGAUCUGGCGCGGCAGCUGGAGGAAGCGAAGCAGAGGGAGAAAGAGGAAAAGAAGCGGCGGCGGGAGGAAAACCUGAAGCGGCGCCUGGAAAACGAGCGGAAAGCCGAGAUUGUCCAAGUGAUCCGGAACCCCCUGAAGCUGAAGAGGGCCAAGAAGAAGCAGCUGAGGCGGGUGGAAAAGCGGGACACGCUGGCCCGGCUCCAGAAGACGCCCGUGAGGCGCAGCACGGCCACGGAAUGAGGCGGGAAUCGGGAUGCUGCCGUGCCCAAGCCAUGAUUCCUACAGAUCCUGCUCCUUGCCGGGGGCUUUUCUUCAGCUUGCCAGGCAGGAAUCGCUGCCAGGACCCUCAGUGUUGGACAAACAACAGGACAGGGCUGAGGGGGUGUAAUCCGCAGGAGCCAGCUGCUGGAUCCCCCAAGCCCUGUGGGAUCAGGAUGUGGCCUGUGCCAGAGGCUGGAACAGAACUUUGCUUUCCCGAAUUUGCCUUUUCCUCAUAAAAAUGAAUAGAAACUGAGAAGACAGACUCGUCUGCAGUGGCUCUGGGGUCUGAGGGCUCCAGCUGGGACCUUCCCUAAGGCUUUCCUAGGAUUGCAGUGUGCCGUGGCCCCUCAUUCCUUGCAGUUCCCCUUUCUCCAAUGAGGGAAUUCCUGUUGGGAACGAGCCCUGGAACCUGUCAGCAAGGAAGGGGGAGCCGGUGUCACACACCCUCCUGUGGGGGGCAACACUGGGAAUUUGGCGGGGGCU
Ficedula albicollis (Collared flycatcher) is the source of this 1257-nucleotide messenger RNA. It is a transcript of the gene CCDC86, whose product is annotated as coiled-coil domain containing 86. Lineage: Eukaryota; Metazoa; Chordata; Aves; Passeriformes; Muscicapidae. Bases 253 to 753 code for a protein of 166 amino acids. The record is from RefSeq and is a predicted model, not a curated record. The transcript is spliced from 4 exons. Gene Ontology annotation, cellular component: nucleolus.